CCUCCUCCGGCGUCGAAGCGCGAGUGCGCACGCGGGUUCCAUUUCCCUUCCCCACCCCUCCCCUCCUCUUGUAUCCCCUCUCCUCCCCUCCCCUCCCCUCCCUUUCUUCCCCGCCCUGUCUCUCCUUCCCCCGCCCCAUCUUUGAGUCUCCUCUGAGUCCCCGCGAAGCCAGUCACUCUUCUUCUCGCGAGAGUCCGGACGGUGUUGAGCCGGCUGCUGAAGAGUGGUGCCGGUGGUGGCUACCGAGUGUGCGGGCGCCUUGGUUUUCAGAUUGGUGACAUUGCAGCAAUGGCAGAGUAUGGAAUCUCAACGGGGCAGCGUGUGGCGGUCAUCUGGGAUAGGUCAUCUCCAGUGGAGGCUCUGAAAAGUCUGGUGGAUAAACUACAGGAACUGGCUGGUGAUGAGAGCCAUGUUUCUGUGGAAAACAUCAACCAACUAUUACAAUGAUCUUCAUUUUGUCUUCUCAGCUGCUCACAAAGAAUCCAGCUUCGAUGUUGUUCUGUCGGGUCUGGUUCCAGGAAGUACAACACUGCAUAACGCUGAGAUUUUGGCAGAAAUUGCUAGGAUCCUUCGACCGGGUGGGCAAGUCCUUCUGAAAGAGCCAGUGGAGACAACCUCAGUUCAGGAAAGCAAAGUGAAGACAGUGGCUAAGCUGUGCUCAACCCUGACGCUCUCUGGACUUGUGGAAGUGAAGGAGUUGCAGAGGGAGUCCUUAACCCCAGAAGAGGUACAGUCAGUACAAGAGCACCUAGGUUACCAAAGUGACAGCUUGGUCUCUGUUCAAGUCACAGGCAAAAAACCAAACUUUGAAGUAGGCUCUUCUACUCAGCUUAAGCUUUCUUUUCCCAAGAAGUCUGCUGUGUCAGAGAAACCUGCCAUGGACCCUAAUGCUGCCAAGCUGUGGACACUCUCAGCCAGCGACAUGAAUGAUGAUGGCAUGGAUCUCAUUGAUUCUGAUGAACUCUUGGAUCCAGAGGAUUUGAAGAAGCCAGAUCCAGCUUCCCUACGGGCUGCUUCAUGUGGAGAAGGGACAAAAAGGAAGGCCUGUAAAAAUUGCACGUGUGGCCUAGCAGAAGAACUGGAGCAGGAGAAACUGAAGGAACAGAAGAGAUCCCAACCCAAGUCAGCUUGUGGAAAUUGUUAUUUGGGUGAUGCCUUCCGCUGUGCGAGCUGCCCCUACCUUGGGAUGCCAGCCUUUAAACCUGGGGAGAAAAUCCUCUUGAGUGAAAAAAAUCUUCAUGAUGUCUAGAAGGCAAAAUCACUGGGACUUGUGAAGGUUAUUCCAUUCCAAAAACUGACUCCAGAUUCAUUUCAGCAACCCUUCAAAUCCUACCUUGUCUCAUGCCUCGCUGGUUCUGCCUACAUUCCAUGUUGGGGUGGGGUUGGCUUGGUAGACACACAGAAAUUUGGGUAUAUAUGCUGCUAUGAACCAAAGGACUGAGAUAUAAUCAGCCAGAUUAAUUUGCAUUGGGCUAUCUGAUUCUUCAGUGGAACUUGAACUGAAGGUAUAGCAAAUUUCCAUCUAAUUAAUGCUAGCAGAAAGAAGAUGUACGCACUGGAGAAGUUACCUUCUUCGUGUUAGUAUUUGCUAACCUGAUCACACUGUAUUUGGGACCUGAGACCAACUUCCCUGUCAGCUUGGAUCAUAUCACCCUAGAAUAUAGUUAUCCUUUAGUGUUAAACUUCUGUGAUACAUUGCCAGACCACAGAUCUGCCUUCUAAAUUUAUUGAUAACUAACUAUUUGUUCUGUGAGCAAGCACAUUUGUUCAGUUUGUAGUUCUUGGAAAAGAUAGCCAAGUGUUGUAAGAACUCCUUACAGUAACUAGCUUUCAAUCCAAAUGGAUUUCUGAAACCUUUUGAACCAUUUAUUUUUGAAUCAAGCUUCACUGUUUCAGACCAUUGUGUUAUUGUGAUCUGGCCAUUAGUGAAUUAGCAUUGGAGCUGUGUCCUUUUUACAUAAUUGUGAAUUUGUAGGUGUUAGAAUAACGAACUCUUAUAUACCAGCUCCAGGAGAGAGAGAAAGAGAGAGAGUGAGUGAGUGUGUGUGUGUGUGUGUGUGUAAGUAAAUGUAAGAACUGACCCUGCAGUAACCAAGAAAACACAUUCACCUAAGUGAGGGACCUAAGCUCACAUCUAUCUUUAGAUAGCACAUACACAUUAUCAUAUCUGGUGGCAUAUGAGGGAGUCAGUGUCAUAAAUAAGUAACCCUCAAUUAUGGAAUGGAGUGGCCUUUAUUCAUCUACUCAUCUACCCAGAACUGUUCUGUGUGGGGUCUGGAGAUCAGGACUCAAACCAACUAUAAUUUACUUGGUGCAAGAUUCAUUUUCGUCUGUCUUGCUAUUGACCUAUAAGGACUAGGAUCCAAUUUUGCCAAAUGUUGACAAAUGUGUGGAUUUAGAGGAACUGGAAUUUCAGCUGUGUGACUGAUAAAUAAAGUGUUUUAAAUGAUCUUCA
Messenger RNA from Trichosurus vulpecula (common brushtail), 2455 nucleotides. It is a transcript of the gene CIAPIN1, whose product is annotated as cytokine induced apoptosis inhibitor 1. NCBI's taxonomy places the organism in Eukaryota, Metazoa, Chordata, Mammalia, Diprotodontia, Phalangeridae. Gene Ontology annotation, molecular function: iron-sulfur cluster binding. The transcript has 9 exons. The coding region runs from base 401 to 1249 and encodes 282 amino acids. Gene Ontology annotation, cellular component: cytoplasm. The record is from RefSeq and is a predicted model, not a curated record. Gene Ontology annotation, biological process: iron-sulfur cluster assembly.